Molecule: messenger RNA, 1230 nt
Organism: Diabrotica virgifera virgifera (western corn rootworm)
Lineage: Eukaryota; Metazoa; Arthropoda; Insecta; Coleoptera; Chrysomelidae
Gene: Vps25
Product: vacuolar protein-sorting-associated protein 25
Exons: 2
Coding region: 36-569 (177 amino acids)
Biological process (GO): protein transport to vacuole involved in ubiquitin-dependent protein catabolic process via the multivesicular body sorting pathway
Cellular component (GO): ESCRT II complex
Molecular function (GO): structural molecule activity; protein homodimerization activity
Source: RefSeq, a predicted model, not a curated record
UUUCAUUUACAAAAUUAGAAAUUUGGAAAUACAAAAUGCCAGAAGUAGAUAUUGAAUGGCCAUGGCAAUACAAUUUUCCACCGUUUUUCACGUUGCAGCCACAUCCUGAAACAAGAGCAAAGCAAGUAGAUGCAUGGAAGUCAUUAAUUUUAAACUUUUGCGAACAAACCAAAACUUACACCCUAGAUGUAAGAGACACAAACCAGUCACCUUUAUUUAAUAAUUCAUCAAUAAACAGAAAAUUAGAACAAAACGUUAUAAUCUCUAUACUAAGCGAAUUGCAAAAAAGUGGCCAUGCAUCUCCUGUAGAUAAAAACAAAAACCGGUGGGAAAUCUAUUGGCAUACCCAAGAGGAAUGGGCUAGCAUUGUAUAUGAUUCUAUUUGUGAAAGGGGUAUGCAAAAUACAGUGGUUACAUUAUUUGAACUCACACAAGGAGAGGAUGUUUCAGAUGCAAUCUUUUUUGGAAUGAAUCAAGAGGUACUUAUUAAAGUUUUGCGGGUUCUAGAAAAUGAAAGAAAGUGUGAACUUAUACUAGAAGAUGAGAUACAAGGAGCAAAAUUUUUUUAGCUAUUGAUGAAGUGCAUUUUGUCGGAUCCAAGUGAUAAGUUUAAAAUAAUUGAAUGGGUCCGCCGAAUAACAUUGUAAGCGCCACAUUGUUUGUUUUUGAGAAGUCAAAGAAAAAGUUUUAAAAUUAUAAUAAUGGUGAGUUUAUAAAUUUUACGGGUGACUAAUAUGGUUUGUAAUUUGAAUUUACAAACUUUAUUACUAACUCUUAAAAUGUUUAAGUUUGCCAUUGUUAUAAUUUUAAAACUUCUUUUUCGAUUUCUUAAAAACAAGUGAUGUGGCGCUUACAACACUAUUCGGCAGACUCAUUCAAUUAUCUGUGCCACUCUUGAUUAAUUUAUAACUCAUAAUGCCCAUGUAUAAUUUUAUUUAAAAAAUAUAUUUUAUUAUUUACACCUGCAUUUAGAGAUAUUUAUAAACUUACAUUGAGAAUGUUAGGAGGCAUAUGUCCAACCUUUGCCACAGUGCAGUACUACAGAGUAGAAGCAGCCAACCGUUAGUGUAAUAAGAGGUCUAUUUGUGUCAUAAUACAGCCAAGGUGUUAAGUUAUGUAUAUUCUAAGUAGUAUGCUUUUUAAUUCAAUGUCCACUAUUAUUAUAAAUACAUAGGUGAAAAUGUUUUAUUAUUUUAUAUUCCUUAUUAUUAAAUGAAUUAUAUUUGUAAA